UAAAGUACAUGGUUAGUUUUCAUGUUUUUAUUUAUUUAUUGUUUUGUUUGUUUUUGUUAUUUUAUCUAGUAUUAUUUGGUGAUAGGGCAAGAAGGCAGUCACCCUGAUCCACACUCCAUUCCAGUUGGAGGCGGUAAUGCACCAGACAGUUGUUUGACAACCGCCAAUAAACCCAGAAGAAGAAGAAAGGCCAACUGUGUCCGGCGGUGACAAACUCAACAGCCUGCUGCUGUUUACACGAACCAGUCGAGGAGGUUGGAUCCAUUGUUACCAGGACGACGAGUCACCUAAACUACAGGCUUCCUCCUCAGCGGACUCCACCUCCACCAUGACUGCUGCUGUGAGAGGCGUGGCCAUUGUACCGGUCCGAGGGGCUGGCGAUGGCAUGGAAACUGAAAAACCGCCUGCUACCAUUCUGGAGGCAAACGCAGACACGUUGCCACCAGGUCCGUUGGCAAUUCCUCUCCUGAAGGUGGCGAGCCCUAAACGUAGCCCCAAAUCCACUCGGCCUGCUCCCCCUGCGGCUCUGCAGCCUCUCGGGGUGCUCCACCUGGGCAAGGUGAGUCGAGAGGCUUGCACCGAGGUGGAAGCUGUGAGGAUCAUCGUCCCCCGUUCCGCCAUUAGCCGGCACACCCGCACUGGACCGGUCGAAGGCAAAGGGGAGGCUGGGCACCAGGCGGACGGGCAUGCCUGUGCCCCGCUGCCUCUGGUGGAGGACUGGAGAGGACAGCUGGAGAAACUGCAGAACUCUGAACGCAGGCUGCUGCAGGACAAGGAAGGUCUGUCCAAUCAGCUCCGUGUGCAGACCGAGGUAAACCGUGAGCUUAAAAAGCUGCUGGUGGCGUCUGUGGGCGAUGACCUUCAGUACCACUUUGAGCGUCUGUCGCGGGAGAAGAAUCAUCUGAUUCUGGAGAACGAGGCUCUCGGCCGGAGCCUGGCACACACCGCAGAGCAGCUGGAGCGAAUGAGUAUCCAGUGUGACGUUUGGAGGAGCAAGUUCCUCGCCAGCAGAGUCAUGGCAGAGGAGUUGACGAAUGCCAGAGCUGCUCUCCAGAGACAGACCAGAGAGGCACAAGGAGCCAUUCAAGACCUGCUGUUGGAGAGAGAAGAGUUCUCCAGCGACAUGGUGCUCACCCACAGAUCUCUGGAGCAGCUCCUGGUUUCUCUGCAGUGGGGCAGACAGCAGACGUACUACCCCAGUGCACAGCCCCUUAGCACAGGAGAGAUGGCAGCAGCCAAUCACAAACUAGCAGACGCCAUCAACUCCCACCUGUUGGGCAGCAGCAGCGUGGUGGUAAAGAGCAGCACUGCAACGGCGGAGCUGCUCUGCACCACUCCGGCUGAGAAGAUGGCUGAGAAGGUGCUGAAGAUUUUAGACCCAAUUUCCUGUUUGGAAAUCAAGGCAGACCCUCCACUCAGCGACUCCGCCCCCUCGAGCUUCCUCGGCAGUAAGAAGAGCAUCGGCAGGUUUCACCCGUAUACCCGCUACGAAAACAUCACUUUCAACUGCUGUGAGCGCUGUACUGGAGACAUCCUGGUGAUGUAGCGGGGUCAAAGGGCAGCAAACACGCACCAAUCCAACCUCAGAGGUUACUUCAAAUGACCGAUAUUCGGACAGGAGUCUACUCUGGAGGAUAUUGCCGCUGUGUGUCAAGUGACUUGGCUGCUCAAAGAGUCCUUUGUGCCACACAUCGAAUGUUCACAAUUUCAAAUUGUAUCAACCUGCUGUUUAUUUUGAUCUUUAACUUUAAAAAAAACGAGAAAAGAAAAUGUAGUUUGUUUGUUUGUUCAGGGAUCGUGACAUCAUUGCAGCCUUGUGUAAACUAUUGAAAGGGCUAUUUAUGGCCGGGAUGCGAGGUCAAAGUGUUGGGUCAGUAUUACAUGGUGAACAGACAGUUAGGGUGUCUGCUUACUCUUACUUGAAUAUAAGACUGGUGUGUUUAGAUUCUUUACAUAAUCCCUUAAGUCAAUGAGCCCCAGGCGUGAGAGAGCAGCCUGUCCCUCCCAGGAAGUUAAGAAACUGAUGAAGAGCUCAUUGAACAGUCGGGGUGCCUCUCGUACAGGUCGCCCAGAUUUCAUAGUAUGAUGGUGCCGUUGUUUUAAAAACACUAUAUUGAUGUAUUUUAUAUAUCAUGCUCCAAAAGCAUCGUCAUAUAGACUAUCUUGGAAGCGGUUUGAAGGUACUACAAUAGAGUUAUGGUACACAAAUGACAACACAUCUGGUUAUUUGCAAAGAGUUUAACAUUUGAUUUGUUUCCCUUGAAUUGUCAUUUUGGAUGUUCUUUUUGGUAAUUUAUGUCAAUACUUUGUCUUUAGUUAAACCACGCUGUAUAUUUGGCUUAUUUUCUGGAUGGAAAAGUGUUCAAUGAUGUUUACGGCAUAUGAAAUCACACCAUAAAAAUAUUUAUACAUCUUGUUUUCUAUGUCAGACUGAAAUAAAGACGAAAGUAGUUUCUACCUUU
Molecule: messenger RNA, 2462 nt
Organism: Pseudoliparis swirei
Lineage: Eukaryota; Metazoa; Chordata; Actinopteri; Perciformes; Liparidae
Gene: blzf1
Product: basic leucine zipper nuclear factor 1
Exons: 7
Coding region: 329-1546 (405 amino acids)
Biological process (GO): Golgi to plasma membrane protein transport; Golgi organization
Cellular component (GO): Golgi membrane
Source: RefSeq, a predicted model, not a curated record